Messenger RNA from Penicillium soppii, 693 nucleotides. RefSeq lists its product as uncharacterized. Lineage: Eukaryota; Fungi; Ascomycota; Eurotiomycetes; Eurotiales; Aspergillaceae. The coding region runs from base 1 to 693 and encodes 230 amino acids. The record is from RefSeq and is a predicted model, not a curated record. The transcript has 2 exons.
AUGUCCGAAUUGACAUUCACGAAAUCAUUCUUGUCCACACUGGACUCACGGCCGAUCAAGCUUCGCGCCGAUCAUGUCUUCGACCCAGAGCAAGUGGGACUUCGAGUUCCUUACACUCUUCCCCGCCUCUCAGCCCCGCAUCCCCCAAUGCCUAAGAAGGUCAAGUCAGCACAUGCGCCUGGCUCAUCCAAAUCAAUCACUGUCCGUGUCAAGUCUGCUCGGAACCCUGUUCUGGACUUCGUCAUUUCCAACGCACCCCUCUCGACCACCUCAGUCCAAGAUAUUCGGGAUGCCGUGCGAGCUCGCGUCACCGAUGCGCAGGGAGGCCAGGUUCCACUUGAGAAGAUCAAGAUCCUGUACAAGCGGAAGCCAGUAUCGGGAACCGGGAAGACGCUUGCCGAAGUUCUAGCAGAUGAGCCCGCGAUUCUGGCGGGUGGAAAAGAGGUUGAGAUCGGUGUUAUGAUUAUUGGUGGUGCCCAGGCAAUUGAAUCUUCUGUGGCCCAGCCGGAAGCAGCAGAGAAGCGGGAUGAAUCUCCACCAAAGGCUGCCGUAGGACCGAGUGGUGAAGAAGUGCUGCGGACAGACGCUUUCUGGGAUGAUUUGCAGGGCUACCUGGAACAGCGAUUGAAAGAUGGUGAUGAAGCAAAGCGUUUGAGAUCCGUAUUUAAUGAUGCGUGGAAGGCUGCGAAAUAG